AUGUCUGGCUCAGUAAAUGCGCAAUACAUUCCCCGGUACCCGGUCCAUGAUGGCCUUCCCGACCCCGAGAUCCGGACAUUCAUCACCAACUUUUACAGAAUAUCCGACAACAAGGACCUGAAUGAGCUGUGGGUUGAUCAGUUCACCGAGGACGCGCAGAUAGCUGUUGGGCCUGCGAAGGCGACUGGGCGAGAGGACAUCCGCACAAUGCGCAACGGAAUGUGGUCAGUGGUACAAGAGAGGAGCCACACUGUUCAAAAGGUCUUCCCGGGACAAUUCAUUGAAUCGGCAGACAACAAGCGGGAGUGCGAGCUGAUGCUUUACGGCGAAGUGUCGUAUAAGACCAAGGACGGUGCCGCAAGCGCUGUUGCGUGGGCGGGGCACGGGACUGUGAAAAAGGUGCAGAACGAGCAUGGCAACGAGGAGUGGAAGUUUGCUGCGUAUUCCGUGUAUAUGCUGAAAUAGAGAGUAGUAGACUGCAUGAAAAUUGUCACAAAGUUUGUAGUGAUACCGCGUUUGACCUUAUACUGAGCUAUGCGCUUCUCCUCGUAUAUGUGAGGGAAUAUCUAGCUGCUGCUGGGUUGCUUGGCGCACAGGCCGUGUGACGUUAAUUGCUCAGCCAUGCGUCUAUCCACGGCUUCCGAGAGGCUUCAUUCAUGUUCACCAACGGUGUUUCAAGUUCAAGUGGGAAACAGCUCCUAAGUGUUACAGACAUGUUCACUCCGGAUUGUUCCCUGUGCUGUGCUACCCACCCGUGUUUACUUAACGUGCUGACGUUUUUGGUAGCCGUUUUUGCCUGCAAGCCUCUCCGAU
Trichoderma atroviride IMI 206040 is the source of this 813-nucleotide messenger RNA. RefSeq lists its product as uncharacterized. Lineage: Eukaryota; Fungi; Ascomycota; Sordariomycetes; Hypocreales; Hypocreaceae. The record is from RefSeq and is a predicted model, not a curated record.